UAAUUAUCCGAUUUCCAUAAAUUCAUAAUGGCAGAUGUCAUUACGAUGGAUCAAAUGCACAAAUUUGACGAUGUCUUUUUGGGAAUUCUUCAAAAUUGUGGAAAAAUAGAGCCUUUUCUUGAAGCAAUAUUUGAUUUCUUAGCUCGAAGAACAGAUUUUUUUCGUCUUAUGCACAAAAAGGAUGAUAAACUAGGCUUUCCACCUGGUGUUGCAAGAAAAACAGUGUUAAAGAUCUUCGAUAAAUAUCAACAAAUUGUACUGCAAAAUGAUCCACUCCAUCACAAGGAAGACAAAAAAGAGGCAGCAAGGCCUCCUCCGAAACAGUCGAUACAAACAUCAUCCACUUCCAUACCAACAGAGAUACCAAAUGUAGCUCAUGAGGUGGAAGUUAACACUGAACAGAAGACUGAGCGAAAGACGUCCUCGUUGGAAUCUUCAGAAACUGACUUUACUGAAGCUGCUUCACAAAGCAAUCCAUCAAACUCAAAUGAUUGUUUUAAUGGUGGAAAAACUGAUCGGUACACCUGGUCUCAAUCCAUAUCCGAUGUCGACAUCCUGAUACCAGUACCAAGUUUUGUGAAGAAAUCAAAAGACCUCUCUAUUGAUAUUAAACCAGAACAUUUGAAAGUGAGGCUGAAAAAAAAUCUCCCUGCUGAUUGCAAGUUAAAAGACAACUUGUUAAUAGAAGGUGAUCUUACCAACCGCAUUAUUUGCGAAGACAGCUUGUGGAGCCUUACACCGGGCGAACAAAUCUCAAUCAAUUUAGAAAAAGCACAGCAAAAAUGGUGGACGGCAGUGAUAGUGGGUGACGCAGAAAUCGCGCGUGAAGACAUCGAUACGACGCAACAUGUUCACGAGUUCGACACGCAAACACAAGCUGAUAUUCGAAAAGUGAUGUAUGAUCAACAGCAGAAGAUGAUGGGCAAACCAACCAGUGACGAACAGAAAACGCAUGAUUUACUAAAAGAAGCUUGGGACGCUGAAGGUUCGCCGUUUAAAGGGACGCCGUUUGACCCAUCAAGUAUCAAUCUAGCUGGUAAUAACACGUUUUAACGAAACGACGUGCUAGUGACGUGCCGAUGACGUGUUUUUUGAGACGUAUUGUUUAACCUUUAUUAGUUGUAUAUCUUCUGCGUUUAUCAUAAAUACAUUUAUCAAAAAGAAAAAAUUUGUUUUUUUCU
Molecule: messenger RNA, 1181 nt
Organism: Hydractinia symbiolongicarpus
Lineage: Eukaryota; Metazoa; Cnidaria; Hydrozoa; Anthoathecata; Hydractiniidae
Product: nudC domain-containing protein 3-like
Exons: 6
Coding region: 28-1053 (341 amino acids)
Biological process (GO): protein folding
Cellular component (GO): cytoplasm
Source: RefSeq, a predicted model, not a curated record